This is a messenger RNA of Sesamum indicum (sesame), 493 nucleotides long. RefSeq names its product early nodulin-93. The record is from RefSeq and is a predicted model, not a curated record. NCBI's taxonomy places the organism in Eukaryota, Viridiplantae, Streptophyta, Magnoliopsida, Lamiales, Pedaliaceae.
CCAACCACCUUCUUACAUCAAUUACACACCUAAUAAACGUCUACGUAGAGUAUUAUUACAACAUGGCCAACAAUAUUGUAGCUGCUGAUGGCUCUUGCACUUUGGCUUCCCUCGACCAAAAGCUAGCCAGUGCCAAACGUUGUUCUCAUGAAGGUGUUGUUGCAGGCGCUAAAGCGGCCGUGGUUGCCACUGUCGCGGCUGCUAUUCCAACGUUGGCAAGUGCAAGAAUGGUGCCAUGGGCAAGAGCCAACCUCAACCCCACUGCACAAGCUCUUAUAAUCUCCACAGUGGGAGGAAUGGCUUAUUUCAUUGUAGCAGACAAGACUGUUCUGGCAACAGCUCGUCGAAACUCCUUCAAGGGACAACACAGUACCGUUGAAGCUUGACUUCUUUUUUCUUCUUUUAGGGUUUGUCUGAAUGUUCUGUAAUAUUCAUAUAUUGUUUGAUCAUCAAUAUAUAGAUAAAUAAAAUUUGCUUUUCUUCCCAGUUGUUA